CUCCUGACUUUCUGACAGCAGGAGGGCAGUCGUCGAAGUCAACCGUCCGCAAUUGUCAGUCCCCACCCCUGCUUUCGACGGGAACGCGCCUCCCAUGACACACACUCUCUACUACGAACGCACACACGGACUGACCCAGCUCUGCCAGGAGCACAGUCGAAAUUCCAGGCAGGAAGUUGUGUUGUGGGACUCGGCGGAGAAAACAACCAGUUGGACGUGCGAGGAGGAUUUACAAGAACAAACGUGUUGGGGAGCGGCACUCGAACGGAAUAUACGUUACUGGAGGGAAUAUGGACUAAUGUUGGUCUCGCUCGAUGGAGGCGGCGAGAACUUUAGUGUUUCUCUGGGUUCUGGUUUUUGGAGUUACGCGAACGGCGGCCAAAGUAUGUCUGGGCACAGAUAUGAAGACAUCCCUGCUGUCCAGUCAGGAGAAUCAUCAUGAGCUGCUCAGGCUCCUCUACACGGACUGCAGCGUCAUCCAUGGCAACCUGGAGAUCACACACCUACACGGCAACCCAGACAUCUCCUUCCUACAGACCAUAGUGGAGGUGCAAGGCUAUGUGUUGGUGUAUGAUGUGUCAGUGAGUGUGAUUCCCCUGGACAGUCUACGCAUCAUCAGAGGCAGCCAGCUCUACAACAACAGCUACUCUCUGGCCGUCCUGAAUAACACACUCAGCGAACUGCGUCUGCACAGCCUCACAGAGAUCCUGCUGGGUGGGGUGGACAUCCAGAACAACCCCCUCCUCUGCUUCCCCAACCCCCAGACCAUCAACUGGGGCGACACCCUGGACAUCAACAACAAGUACAGAGACCAGCGCCUCCUGCAGACAGUACCAGCCAACUGCCCGAGCUGCUCCACUGCUUGUGGAUCAAAAGGAUGCUGGGGGGACAAGGACAAGGACUGCCAGACAUUAACUAAUGUCCAGUGUGCGGCGGGGUGUCUGCGUUGUAAGGGUCCCCACCCUAAUGACUGCUGCCACACACAGUGUGCUGCCGGCUGCACUGGACCCAAAGACACUGACUGCUUGGCGUGUCGUCACUAUAACAACAGUGGCACCUGCAAGGAGAACUGCCCCCCUCCCAUCAUCUACAACCCCAUCACCUUCCAGUCCAUGGCCAACCCCGACAAGAGGCUCAGCUUCGGGGCCACCUGUGUCAUAACCUGCCCCCAUAACUAUCUGGCCAUGGAUGCGGCCUGCACCCUCGUCUGCCCCAAGGACAACCAGGAAGUCAUCGUUACGCAUCCGGAUGGCCCUGAGACGCAGGAAUGUGAAAGAUGUGAAAAGUGCCUCAAAGUGUGCCAUGGACUGGGUAUGGGCUCUCUCCAGGGGGUGUCUGCGGUGAACUCCUCCAAUAUCGAGCUCUUCGCUGGCUGUAAGAAAAUCUACGGCAGCCUGGUCUUCCUCAACCAGUCCUUCCAAGGAGACCCAGCCUUAAACCUGUCGGGACUGACCCCAGAACAGCUGAAAGUGUUCAAGAACCUGGAAGAGAUCACAGGGUACUUAUACAUUGAGAGCUGGCCAGCAGAGAUGAAAAAUCUGAGUGUAUUUGAGAACCUGAAGUUGAUCCGUGGAAGGAUGCUUUACAAGGGGGUGCUCUCCCUGGGGGUCCAGACCCUGGAACACGUUGAGUCUCUGGGGCUGCGGUCACUCGAGCGCGUCAACGGCGGCCUGGUCCUCAUCCAUGACAACCCCCACCUGUGCUACACGCGCUCCGUGCCCUGGGACGCCAUCCUGAGAGCCACGCAGAGCACCAGCGUCAGCAUCAUCAGCAACCGCAACGGGAACACAACCAGCUGCGAGGCUGAGGGUCAUGUGUGCCACGCCCUGUGUGGGGAGGGGGGGUGUUGGGGUCACGGGCCAGACCAGUGUGUGGAGUGUGUGUCCUUUCAGCGCGGAACCGAGUGUGUGGAGGAGUGCAACAUCUUUGAAGGAUCUGUGCGGGAGUUCACUUACGAAAACCAAACUCGCUGUGUUCCCUGUCACUCAGAGUGUCAACCAAUCAAUGGUUCAGCUUCCUGUGAUGGCCCGGGGGCGCAUCAGUGCCUGGAGUGUCUGAAUGUGCAGGACGGUGCCAUGUGUGUGCCCAAAUGCCCCAGUGGCAAUAAGGAGGACCAGCACAUGGUGUGGAAGUACCCUAAUGCCACUGGGCACUGCCAGUCCUGCAACACCAACUGCACCAUGUCGUGUCCGCUGGAUGAGCGUGGCUGUCCCAUCGCAGUGAAAACCGGGGCAGGCACCUCCAUCGCAGCAGCAGUGGGUGGAGUUCUGCUCUUCUUCAUCCUGUUGGGUCUGCUGGUGUUCUACAUGCACCGCCAGAGGCACCGCAAGAAGAAGGAGAACAUGAGGAGGAUCAUGCAGGAGCAUGAGCUGGUGGAGCCUCUGACCCCGAGUGGAGCCACGCCCAACCAGGCCCAGAUGCGCAUCCUGAAGGAGACGGAGCUCAAGAAGCUCAGGGUCCUCGGCUCCGGAGCCUUUGGAACCGUCUACAAGGGAAUCUGGGCCCCAGAUGGAGAGCAUGUGAAGAUCCCAGUGGCCAUAAAGGUUUUGCGUGAGAACACCUCACCCAAGGCCAACAAAGAGAUCCUGGAUGAGGCGUAUGUGAUGGCGGGUGUUGCCAGCCUGUACGUGUGUCGUCUCCUGGGCAUCUGCCUGACGUCCACCGUGCAGCUGGUCACACAGCUCAUGCCCUACGGCUGCCUGCUGGACUACGUGCGGGAGAACCACGAGUACAUCGGCUCGCAGUCGCUCCUCACCUGGUGUGUGCAGAUCGCCAAGGGCAUGAGCUACUUGGAGGAUGUGAGGCUCGUGCACAGAGACCUGGCUGCCCGGAACGUUCUAGUAAAGAGCCCCACCAACGUUAAGAUCACAGAUUUUGGUCUGGCCAGGUUGCUGGACAUUGACGAGACGGAGUACCACGCGGAUGGAGGAAAGGUUCCCAUUAAGUGGAUGGCCUUGGAGUCCAUCCUCCACAGGAAGUUUACCCAUCAGAGUGACGUCUGGAGCUACGGUGUUACCGUGUGGGAGUUGAUGACCUUUGGAGCUAAGCCCUAUGACCAGCUUCCUGCGCGGGACAUCCCCGAGCUCCUGGAGGGGGGAGAGAGGCUCCCCCAGCCCCCCAUCUGCACCAAGGAGCUGUACAUGAUCAUGGUCAACUGCUGGAAAAUUGACCCGGAAAGCCGACCCAGGUUUAAGGAGCUGGUGACUGAAUUCGGUACAAUGGCCAAAGACCCUGCCCGCUACGUGGUCAUUCAGAACGAUGAGCAGAUGAACAUGGCGGGCCCAGUGGACAGUCAGUUCUUCCGCAGGCUGAUGGAGGAGGAGGGAGGGAACGUUCGCGAGCUGCUGGACGCUGAGGAAUACCUGGUCCCGCAGCCGGGGUUCUUCCGACCCCAGGGGGAGAACCACACCAACGGACCCAGCAGACACCACUCGCAUCGGAGCACAGAUCAGCCGCUGAUGGAGGUUGACGGCGUGCCAGGUGGGCGGAGCAUGUACUCGUCCAAUAGCACGCUGGCACGGAGCCAGUACCCAACGCUGCCGGUGGGCGCUUGGGGGGUCGGGGGGGGCAGUUGGGGGGCCCCGUACCCCUCCCUGGCCCGCAGUACCUCCCACCGCUCCCAGGGGGCGCAGUCCGACAACGUGUUCCUGGACGUGGGGGUGGACGGGGGGGAGAACGGCCCCCCUGCCAGUCCAGGGAGGUACUGCAUGGACCCCACCUUCCCCAACGGGUUCCCAGAAGGAGGAGAGGUGGAGACGGACGGAGGCCACAGCCCCUUCUCAAACACUCUGCCCCGCAGGCAACACAAGCAGCCAGAGUAUGUGAACCAGGAAGUGGAUUCGGAGCGUCCGAGCACGCUUCCCAGGAAGGGGGUGGAGUAUCGGCAGCGCAACGGGAUGUCGACGGGUCACAGCGUGGACAACCCCGAGUACCUGGUGCCGCCCGGGAGCGUCUCCCCCGCCUACGACAACCCCUACUACCUGGACCUGGUGGCCAAACAGCAGGCGGUGGCUGCCGCUAACGACCGGAGUAUGGGCGGGCUCACGCCAACCGUGUCCCCGUCCCACCGGCACCUUAACGGCUUCGUCACGCCCACCGCGGAAAACCCGGAGUACCUGGGGCUGGCGGACACCUGGAGUGGACAGAAGGAUCACACCUGAGAUUGACACACCUGGGACAACUGAGGGAGAAAGAGAUAGAGAGAGAGAGAGAGAGAGAGGGAGUGUGGGGAGGUGAAAGAGAGAGGGAAGUUGAGAGGGAGAUCUG
Clupea harengus (Atlantic herring) is the source of this 4266-nucleotide messenger RNA. It is a transcript of the gene erbb2, whose product is annotated as erb-b2 receptor tyrosine kinase 2. Gene Ontology annotation, molecular function: transmembrane receptor protein tyrosine kinase activity; ATP binding. Gene Ontology annotation, biological process: multicellular organism development; positive regulation of cell population proliferation; cell surface receptor protein tyrosine kinase signaling pathway. Gene Ontology annotation, cellular component: plasma membrane; signaling receptor complex; basal plasma membrane. NCBI's taxonomy places the organism in Eukaryota, Metazoa, Chordata, Actinopteri, Clupeiformes, Clupeidae. The record is from RefSeq and is a predicted model, not a curated record.